This is a messenger RNA of Carlito syrichta (Philippine tarsier), 2805 nucleotides long. It is a transcript of the gene IL1RAP, whose product is annotated as interleukin 1 receptor accessory protein. The coding region runs from base 152 to 2215 and encodes 687 amino acids. The transcript is spliced from 11 exons. Gene Ontology annotation, biological process: signal transduction. Gene Ontology annotation, molecular function: interleukin-1 receptor binding; interleukin-1 receptor activity. The record is from RefSeq and is a predicted model, not a curated record. Lineage: Eukaryota; Metazoa; Chordata; Mammalia; Primates; Tarsiidae.
AAAGGGGGAAAAGAAAGUGCGGCGGAAAGUAAAAGGCUCAUUGGGGAAAGACUGCCCGGAUCCAGGGCUCCGGGGCUGAAAGCAGCAGUCCUGGGCGACACUGCACUCAUCUCCUCGGCUGUUGCGGCGCCGCUCAGCAUUCCAAGAAAGGAUGGCACUUCUGUGGUGUGUAAUGAGUCUUUACUUCUAUGGGAUUCUCCAAAGUGAUGCCUCAGAACGCUGCGAUGACUGGGGACUAGAUACCAUGAGACAAAUCCAAGUGUUUGAAGAUGAGCCAGCUCGCAUCAAGUGCCCACUCUUUGAACACUUCUUGAAAUAUAACUACAGCACAGCCCAUUCAGCUGGACUUACUCUGAUCUGGUAUUGGACUAGGCAGGACCGAGAUCUAGAGGAGCCAAUUAACUUCCGCCUCCCUGAGAACCGCAUUAGUAAGGAGAAAGAUGUACUCUGGUUCCGGCCCACCCUCCUCAAUGACACAGGCAACUAUACCUGCAUGCUAAGGAACACUACAUAUUGCAGCAAAGUUGCAUUUCCCCUGGAAGUUGUUCAAAAAGACAGCUGUUUCAAUUCUCCCAUGAAACUCCCAGUGCAUAGGUUAUAUAUAGAAUACGGUAUUCAGAGGAUUACUUGUCCAAAUAUAGAUGGAUAUUUUCCUCCCAAGGUCAAACCGACCGUCACUUGGUAUAUGGGCUGUGAAAAAAUAUUUGAUUUUAAUAAUGUGAUACCUGAAGGUAUGAACUUGAGUUUUCUCAUUGCCUUAAUUUCAAAUAAUGGAAAUUAUACAUGUGUUGUUACAUAUCCAGAAAAUGGCCGUACCUUCCAUCUCACCAGGACUCUGACUGUAAAGGUGGUAGGCUCUCCAAAAGAUGCAAUGCCCCCCAAGAUCCAUUCACCCACUGAUCAUGUGGUCUAUGAGAAAGAACCAGGAGAGGAACUACUCAUCCCCUGUACAGUCUAUUUCAGUUUUCUGAUAGACUCUCGAAAUGAGGUUUGGUGGACAAUUGAUGGAAAAAAGCCCGAUGACAUCCCUAUUGAUGUAACCAUUAAUGAAAGUAUAAGUCACAGUAGAACAGAAGAUGAAACGCGAACUCAGAUUUUGAGCAUCAAGAAAGUCACCCCUGAGGAUCUCAAGCGCAGCUAUGUCUGUCAUGCUAGAAAUGCCAAAGGGAUAGUUGAGAAAGCAGCCAUAGUGAAACAGAAAGUACCAGCUCCAAGGUACACAGUGGAGCUAGCAUGUGGAUUUGGAGCCACAGUCCUGCUAGUGGUGAUUCUCAUUGUUGUUUACCAUGUUUACUGGCUGGAGAUGGUCCUAUUUUACCGGGCUCAUUUUGGAACAGAUGAAACUAUUUUAGAUGGGAAGGAGUAUGAUAUUUAUGUGUCCUAUGCAAGGAAUGCCGAAGAAGAGGAAUUUGUAUUACUGACCCUCCGUGGAGUUUUGGAGAAUGAAUUUGGAUACAAGCUGUGCAUCUUUGACCGAGACAGUCUGCCUGGGGGAAAUACAGUGGAAGCAGUUUUUGAUUUCAUUCAGAGAAGUCGAAGAAUGAUUGUUGUCCUCAGCCCAGACUAUGUGACGGAGAAGAGCAUCAGUAUGCUAGAGUUUAAACUGGGUGUCAUGUGUCAGAACUCCAUUGCCACCAAACUCAUUGUGGUUGAGUACCGUCCCCUUGAGCAUCCACACCCAAGCAUUCUUCAGCUUAAGGAGUCUGUAUCAUUUGUGAGCUGGAAGGGAGAAAAGUCCAAACAUUCUGGCUCCAAAUUCUGGAAAGCCUUGCGGUUGGCACUUCCCCUAAGAAGUCUGAGCGCCAGUUCUGGCUGGAACGAGAGCUGCUCUUCCCAGUCGGACAUCAGUCUGGAACACGUUCAAAGAAGGAGAAGUCGUUUGAAAGAGAACCCAGAACUUCAGAGCUCAGAAAGUGCUGUGGGUGCACCUUCAACCCCAGGCACAAUGUCCAAGCACCGAGGGAAACCCUCUGCAGCCUGCCGCUGUUGUGUCACCUACUGUGAAGGAGAGAGUCACCUUAGGAACAAGAGCCGGGCCGAGAUUCAUAACCAGCCCCAGUGGGAGACACACCUCUGUAAGCCUGUUCCCCAAGAGUCAGAAACUCAAUGGAUACAAAAUGGCACCAGAUUGGAACCCCCUGUUCCCCAGAUCUCAGCCCUUGCUCUUCACCAUUUCACAGACUUAUCAAAUAACAAUGACUUUUAUAUCCUCUAAUUGCCAUGUGUGGUGGGUGGUGGUUGCUAUCUCUACCGACCCUCUUUAUGUCAUGAACCUGAGGGAAAAACUGACAUUUUUAUCAUCUAAUGGACUGUCAGAUUUGUGUCCCCUUUAUUGAUUUUUAAAAACUAUUUAUUUCUAGGAGACAAAAGACCUGAAGGACCUGAAUCCAGAAUUAUUGCUUCUAAUGGCCCCAGAAGAGCACACUCUUCCUGGGCCCUAGAAGGUCAGUAUGUGAAAGUCACCUAAAGUCUGAUCCUCUAUCUUGCCCAGUGGUUUAAAACUAAGCUAAGGAUUUAAAUGUGUUUCCUCUGAGUUUGUUAAUCAACUUCAUGUUGUGAGUGAGUCACGUGUACUUGGGCUAUGAUGCUUACAGGGUGUAUUUAUCUUAAGGGUGCAUCAUGGAAAGGAGCUGGUUCUGGUGGAAGCUGUAGCACUAAGCUCAACAGAAAACCUACCGUACAUUUUCCUUCGAUGAACCAAACAUAACCACCCAGGGAUACAUGGUAUUCUCUGUGUCACUGUAAACUAGUGUUCUCUAAACUGCCUAACGUUGUUAGCAUCAAUAAAAUUAUAUUUUUAUGUCA